Messenger RNA from Morchella importuna, 990 nucleotides. RefSeq lists its product as uncharacterized. Bases 1 to 990 code for a protein of 329 amino acids. Lineage: Eukaryota; Fungi; Ascomycota; Pezizomycetes; Pezizales; Morchellaceae. The record is from RefSeq and is a predicted model, not a curated record. The transcript is spliced from 3 exons.
AUGGACCAGCGGCCUGCUACCGCUCACCCCGUUCCAGCGGAAGUAGCGGCUGGAUCUCCCCGAGUAAAAGGCAUAUCACGUCUACAGAAGGAUAGGCCCAUCACCGACAACCAGCGCCGUACCCCUGACUCUAUUGAGGAAGCUGCUGCCAGUCUUUUCACACGAGUUCGGGCACUCAUCAAUGAUUCCAGUCCUGUUGAUUGCGCAACUCCGACCUCAGAUAUAUCUGCUCAGAGACUUGGUUGCUCGACAUCUUCAUAUGAUGCAGAUACCAGCUCCUCUGAGAAUAACGAUAAACCUGCUGUAGCGAAUAAAUCUGGAGGCGAUGCAAGUAACUUCUAUCAUCUGAGUUCAUCUUCUGCGGCCACAUCUAGUGGGGAGCAAAUCCGCAUACAGACUGUUCCAAAACACUCCGUUACAAGCUCAAUCGUCAAGAACGAUUCUCCUAUGCCUGCACACUACUUACAUUCAUCUACUCCAACAAAUAUUCACAAACGGACUGCAGGCGACAGGUCGCCGAAACUUAUCCUUGGCUCAUUUCCAGUGCCGGAUACAGUUAGUAGGGCUAGAAAACAGGUCUCUAGCCGUCACUCUCAGUCUUCUGCUUCUAGUGUCGAGGGGGACGGUGAAGUUACAGAGGGUGGGAUCGACCCGGAAAAAGUCCGAGAACAAGUCCUUUUGCGCCGUCCCUUUGAACCAAUUCCAAUAGUCGAUCCAAUCUUUAGUGUAAUAUACGACAGCUCGUCAAGCUCAAGAAACUCCCAGCCUCGAACUCCAGAUCUGUUUGCGAAACCUCUGGUGCUUCAUAAAAAACCGCAGAGGGCCCCGGUAACGCCGGCAAACACAGUGGCUACACCGGAGCCACUAAUCAGCGUAAUUCCCGCAACACCGGUAGUGAUAUCAUCUCCCGAUAGUACGAGCGCGAGGAGCAAUAGGGUUAAGACGAAUAGAGGCGCGGAUAUCGACAAUGGAAAAGAGCACAAUGACUGA